UUUGCCUCGGUUGAAUAGAACUCGUUUCAUAUGUCUCUCAUUCUUCUCUGGUUUUUGGCAAAAUUUUUCGGAUUUAUUCAAUUUCUCUCUGUGUAAAUACUUCAACUUUUCCAAUUCUCACAUUCGCAUGUUGAUUCGUAGUCAGAUUUUUUCUUGUUCAAAGAUGCACUAGUAGAAGAGGGAAUUACCCUGUUUCCAAGCUUUCCUCUAGAGUAGAAGCAAUUAGUAGAGUGUCAUAAAAAGCUGUAGGCUUUCCUUCAAUGGGUGCUCCUAAGCAGAAAUGGACUGCGGAAGAAGAAGCGGCGCUGAAAGCUGGAGUACUCAAACAUGGGGCAGGAAAAUGGCGCACCAUACUUACAGAUCCUGAGUUCAGUGCCAUCUUGCGUAUGCGUUCGAAUGUGGAUCUCAAGGAUAAAUGGAGGAAUAUAAAUGUGACAGCAAUAUGGGGAUCCCGGCAGAAGGCAAAGCUUGCUCUUAAAAGGAACCUACCAGCCCCCAAAAUUGAUAAUAACCAUAUGGCCUUGAGUACCAUAGUUCGAAAUGAUGAAGUUCUUGAUACUAAGCCCAUAGCAGUUUCUGGUGGACCAUUGCAAUCCCCCAAUUUGAAAGAACAAAUAUCAAGGUUGGUGGAUAAUCAUAUAUUAGAGGCCAUUGUCAAUAUGAAGGAGCAGAAGGGUUCUGACAAGGUUGCCAUUGCUUCUUUCAUAGAGGAAAAAUAUCGGUCACCACCUGAUCUCAGUAAAUUGCUGUCAACCAAACUGAAGCAUAUGGUGGCAAGUGGCAAAAUAGUCAAGGAAAAGCAUAAGUACAGAAUUGCGCCAAGUUCAACUGUCUCUGAGAAAAGAAGAUGCUCUUCAUUGGUACUUUUGGAAGAGAAGCCCAAAGAUCCUUCAGAAGUACAUAAGAAUGAUGAUGUCAACAUCCUUUCAAAAUCCCAAAUUGAUGCAGAGAUUUCGAAAGUGAAGGGCUUGACAGCUCAAGAGGCAGCUGCUGCAGCUGCAAAAGCAGUUGCAGAGGCAGAGGCUGCAAUUGCACAGGCUGAGGCAGCAGCUAGGGAGGCUGAGGCUGCAGAAGCUGAGGCUGAGGCUGCUCAAGUGUUUGCAAAAGCAGCAAUGAAGGCGCUAAAAUGCAAAAUGCUUCAUAUUUGCAUUUUUUUGGGGCUGGCCACUAUGUGCUACUAUCCGGGAUUUAAAAUAUUGGUAAUGACUCAACAACAAACUCAACUUGUAGACUACUCUCCCUGUGAAAUUGAGGACUUGUAUUAAAAGCUCAAUUUCAUGUAAGGUGACAUCCAUAGAGACAUAGACACGACGACUUUGAAGGUGAUAACACUUAUACCCCUUUUUGUUUGAGGGAUAAUCAAUAAGAAUACAUUCGAUAGCUUGUGGAUCUAACUUUCCACGGUGGUGACUGUGAGAGUGAACCAAGGAAACACAUCCAAAGACUUGAGUUGGGAGACUAGACAUGAUAGGAGGGGAGGAAAAGAAUGAUAACAUGUGUUGUAAUGGGCUAAUACCACUCAAGACACAAGGUUACUUGUUCAUCAGAUACGUAGCAGUCAAGACAGCUACACUCCCGAAUAAGUUUUGGGAACAAGCAUCUGGAAAAGUAGAGCUCCAGCAAUUUCUAGAAGAUGGUGUGGACUUACACAUGCUCAUCAUCAGCAGAGUUGGCUUGAGAUGAUAGUUCUGCUGCUGUGCUUCCUGCCAGUUUUUUUCGUAACUGUACAUAAUUUUCGGCUUGUAAAUCUGGAAUAUGCAGGAUGAUUCAUGAAAUAUUCUGUCAGGAAUCAAUAACAGCUUUUUUUUUUCAAUUCAUUUUUAUUUUAACCUUUUCUUAUAAAGGAAGACAAUGAGGGGAAAGCUACAAAGCAGUAACGGAAGAGUGGAAAUAGCCAUGUUUUUUUGUAAUGGAAUAAUUGACAUCCGCGUAGAGUAAAUGAAGGAAACAAUUUUUAGUGUUCAAAUAGCAAUAUGGAUUGUCAUUGACAUGCAGAUCAUAUAUUCAAGGAUGCUUGUUCUAAGACAUCACUAUAUUACUUUUUUUUAUUAUUAUUAUCA
Molecule: messenger RNA, 2060 nt
Organism: Glycine soja
Lineage: Eukaryota; Viridiplantae; Streptophyta; Magnoliopsida; Fabales; Fabaceae
Product: telomere repeat-binding factor 2-like
Exons: 8
Coding region: 261-1265 (334 amino acids)
Biological process (GO): nucleosome assembly
Cellular component (GO): nucleosome
Molecular function (GO): double-stranded telomeric DNA binding
Source: RefSeq, a predicted model, not a curated record